This is a messenger RNA of Lactuca saligna, 1101 nucleotides long. The record is from the annotation of a GenBank genome assembly. Lineage: Eukaryota; Viridiplantae; Streptophyta; Magnoliopsida; Asterales; Asteraceae.
AUGCAAUUGGUUUCCUCUACUAAAUAUAGUAAAUAUGGACAUGAGGAUAUGAGCUUCUAUGCAAUCUAUGAUGAGCUGAGCUGUUCUAUUCGAACCACCUUCAAUUCCUCUCCGGAACUUUUUCAGCGAUUUCUUCUCUCUGCUGCUUACAAUUACAAAUCCAGCAUGGCAGAAGGUUUUGGCAGAGUGAGACUUAAGGGUUGGCAACAGGCUGCAGUUGCCCUUGGGUCUGCAGUUGGUGCAUUAGUGGAUCCAAGAAGAGCCGAUUUGAUAGCUGCUUUAGGGGAAACAACUGGAAAACCUGCUUUUCAAAGAGUUCUUCAAAGAAUGAAAUCAAACCCUCAAGGCAGAGAAAUACUAUUGGACAGGCCACGUGUCAUUUCCAAAAAUGUCGGGCACGCGUGGGACCUGCCCGAGAACACGUUUGGGGCAGCAUAUGCAAAGUUCAUGGGAUCAAGAAACUUCUCGCCAGACGAUAGGCCACCUGUAAGGUUCAUGGAAACUGAUGAGCUGGCAUAUGUCGCCAUGCGUGCACGUGAAGUGCACGAUUUUUGGCACACCCUUUUUGGCCUUCCAACAAAUUUGAUUGGUGAGUCAGCAUUGAAAGUCAUAGAGUUUGAGCAAAUGUUGCUUCCGAUGUGUUUCUUGUCUGUUAUUGGUGGGACCGCUAGGUUUAGUGACAAGCAACGGGUGUUGUUUUAUCGUCAUUAUUUUCCUUGGGCAGUUCGGGCAGGUAUGAAAGCGACUGACCUUAUGUGUGUUUAUUAUGAGAAGCAUUUUGAUGAAGAUUUAGAGGAUGUGAGAAGGAGAUGGGGUAUCAUUCCUGCUCCUGUGAAUCUUGUUUAACAGUAAGGAGGUGAGAAUCUAUAAGACAGGUAUCAGGUUAAAGACAGAGCUUUACUUGCCCUAUGUUGGUUGUGGGACCGAUUAGAUUAUAUUAGGAGAUUUGGAAGAGUUGAAAUAAGGGGUUGUGUAAAAUAGCUAUUUUUUUUGAGUACGGAUUUUGUUUUUUAAAUAAAUAUUGUCCGAAGGUAGCAAAGUUUUAUUUUUGUUUUUAAAAUAUCAUUAUAACAGAUAAUAAUAGUUUUUUCUGGUUACCAU